Molecule: messenger RNA, 1719 nt
Organism: Rhinichthys klamathensis goyatoka
Lineage: Eukaryota; Metazoa; Chordata; Actinopteri; Cypriniformes; Leuciscidae
Gene: alg3
Product: ALG3 alpha-1,3- mannosyltransferase
Exons: 9
Coding region: 42-1352 (436 amino acids)
Cellular component (GO): endoplasmic reticulum
Molecular function (GO): dol-P-Man:Man(5)GlcNAc(2)-PP-Dol alpha-1,3-mannosyltransferase activity
Source: RefSeq, a predicted model, not a curated record
UUGUUGAAAUCGCUGACGCUGACUUCACCAAGGCGGCCAACAUGGCAGCAGGAAAGAAAAAAUCAUCUAACGUUACUCUUCCAUCAAGAUUUAAAAAAACGCUUUCCUCCAUAUGGCAGGACAAACACAUGGUGUUGUUCAAAGCAGAGUACACGUUCUUGAUCACGGCCGUACUUUGGCUCCUGGAAAUUGUGAUUAACAUAUGGGUGAUCCAAAGAGUUGCAUAUACAGAGAUUGACUGGAAGGCGUACAUGGAUGAGGUGGAGGGCGUUAUUAACGGCACAUAUGACUACACACAGCUGAAGGGCGACACGGGACCGCUGGUGUAUCCAGCCGGUUUUGUGUAUAUAUUCACAGGGCUGUAUUAUCUUACUGAUCAUGGACAGAAUAUUCGUUUGGGUCAGUACGUGUUCGCUGUGUUCUACCUCAUCACUCUCCUUCUUGUGUUCCGCAUUUACCAUCACACCAAAAAGGUUCCUCCCUAUGUGUUCUUCUUCAUCUGCUGUGCUUCGUAUCGGAUUCACUCCAUCUUCAUCUUGCGUCUCUUUAAUGAUCCGGUGGCCAUGAUGCUGUUAUUUGGAGCCAUCAAUCUCUUCCUGGACGGCCGCUGGACUCUAGGAUGUGCCCUUUACAGUUUAGCUGUGUCUGUGAAGAUGAACGUUCUGCUCUUCGCUCCUGGUCUCCUCUUCCUUCUCUUGAGUGAGUUCGGUCUAUGGAAAACUUUACCCAAGCUCACUCUCUGUGCUGUCAUUCAGCUGUUACUGGGACUGCCGUUCCUCUUGGUGAACCCUCUCGGGUAUGUUAGCCGGGCCUUUGACCUGGGCAGGCAGUUUCUGUUUAAGUGGACCGUGAACUGGCGUUUUCUUCCCGAGGAUGUGUUUUUGAGUCGAUACUUCCACCUAGUGCUGCUUUUUGCUCACAUUACCACAUUGCUUCUGUUUGCACUGAAGAGAUGGAAGAGGUCUGGAAACAGUAUUUGGUCUCUUCUAAAAGAUCCAUCUGAGAGAAAAGAGACUGCACACAAGCUCGAUGCUGAUCAGACAGUUCUGGUUUUGUUCACCUCUAACUUUAUCGGCAUGUGCUUCAGUAGAUCUCUGCAUUAUCAGUUUUAUGUCUGGUACUUCCAUACGCUCCCCUACCUUCUGUGGAGUGGAGGAGUCAAGAAGCUUGCCCACCUUCUCAGUGUGUUGAUUUUGGGUCUGAUAGAGCUGUCCUGGAACACGUAUCCGUCCACCAACUACAGCUCUCUAUCGCUGCAUGUCUGCCAUCUCAUCAUCCUGCUCUGUUUGUGGCUCAACCCAACCCCAGCUCUUCCGUCUCAGAGGUCAGAGAACAAGGCUAAGCGCCACUGAACCCUGGUGUGACCGGGGCACUCGCUGUACCGGAGUGACAUACGGGUGGCCAGGGACCUGUGCCCUGAGUGUGAUCAAAUCGUAUCAAGGGGAUUUGUUAAUGGAGGUAGUGUGAUGUUAAUAUAUGGGGGUACAGAGAGUUUACAAUGCUUCUCAGGAUUCUUAAGGACUAAUGGAGUGCUCUGUCUGGGAUGUCGGAGCUGGAAAUGUGAAUGUUGUGUGGAUCUUUAUUGGAAGUAUAAUAUAAAAAAUAUAAAAUGAGUAUGCAGCAUAUCAACACUGUUGACCUUUGAGACCUUAAUGAUCUCUUGUUGUCACCCUUGGAUGCAUUAUAACCAGGUACAAGGGCCUAAAGAUGUUAUAUAUA